AUGACUUCGUCAGAUACUGCGGGACUGGAGCGAGCCGUACUGGCAGCGCUCGGAUCGCUUUAUCAAGUGCAUGGGUCGAAUGUGCAUGAGAUGCAGGCGGCCGACUCUUUCCUUCGUGGUUUUCAGCUUACACCUGCCGCCUUCGAUAUCUGUAUGUCAUUACUGGACCAAAUAUUACAAAAUUCUAUCACACAACCGAAUUCCGGAUCAUUGGAUUCGAACAACGUACCUCCCGUGUUCUUUGCAGCACAGACAUUGGCCAUAAAAUUACGACGUCGGCUAUCCACGUCAGAAUUGGACGAUGGCGCUUGGGUCAAACGGAUUGUAACCUGGUUAUCCUGCGGCAUUCGUUUACCGAAAAUGGUGGUUACACAGCUGUUGCUCGCCCUUGUAGCAACAUUACCGAAACUUAAAGUCCAAGAAUUCAAGCCCCAAGCUUAUAAUGACAUUGAAAAGAACGCUAGUGAGUUCUAUGCAGCGGUCCUAGAGACUUGCGCUCAAUGCAAUGGCCAGAGUGUGGUGGGGUACGCUCUUUUGCAUAUGGUACAGCAAAGGGUACCCCCUGCAGUGUUUGUCGAAUUUUUGCUUCUAUUAGUUGAAGAAAUCGAUAGUUUGAUCGACCGAGGUUCCAGAAAGAGGAUGCAAGACGAGGUAGAUGCCUGGGCAUCGGUAGUUUUGGACCGUUUACUUCCUCAAGUAAUGCAUGAAGCGAGUAACCAACAAUUGGGCAAUUGUUCCGACGGUGUCGAGAUUCAAAAUACAGUGCUGCGUGCACUUACAGGCUGGGUACGUUACGUCAGAAUCAACACUGAUGUGGUGGUGCGUAACCCUUUGUUACACUCAUUACUGACCUUUUUAAGUCGAGAUGAACUUUUUGAUGCUUCCGUCGACUUGGCUGUACAGUUGGUCAUUUCUUACGCUCACGAUGCGGUUGUUAUUCAGUGGCUUGCUCCAACAUUGUUGUCGCUACGACGAGCAUUCAGCGUCGCGGCAGAAGCGGAAGAUGUCGACACCUGUCUAGGACUUUGUCGAAUUUUUUCCGAAAUGGGAGAAGCAUGUUUUGGUUUUAUCCAAACUAUUGGAAAUUACGAUGUUGCGCUGGUAGAUCUACUACUGGAUUGCAUGAGUUUCUCGGACGCUGAAGUUGCAGAUGUGACGAUUCCGUUUUGGUUACAUAUGUUGGGGAACUUGCAGCAUCGGAAUUCAGCAACUUUGGAGCGAUAUCAGCCUCAAGUUAUGAGAUUGGCGGGAUUAUGCACGCAAAAACUCCAAUUUCGUGAUGAUUUUCUAAGCUUACCAGGUGAUCAACAGCAAAACUUCAAAGAUUUUCGUCAGGAAAUAGGCGAUAUUCUAAGAGACUGCUGUCAAUUGCUGGGUGUUGAAACAAUUCUUCAGCAUUGCGUGAAUGGCUUGAACCUGGUUUUUCAAGCUCCACUGGAUUCACGGAAAUGGGAAGCCGUGGAGGCACAUUUGUACUGCUUUCGGUCGAUCGCGCGUGAAGUGGAGAAAAGCAAUACAAACACUGAGACUUUAAACGCUUCGAUAUCGCUGAUUUUUCAGCAUUUAACUCAAUUUGCAGACCAUCCAGCCAUCUGCUACACUGCUUGUCUGAUCGUAUCACGUUAUGCCAAGUGGCUCCACGCACAUCCGACGGUAUUAUCGCCAUUAGUAGGAUUUCUUACGACUUGUGUGACGAAAAGUGCCGAGAUAUCGUCUUACAAAGAUUGGGAAGUGGCAAGAGCAGCCGGUGCUGCUGUUCGUGCAUUGGCCAUCGACUGCUGGCUGAUGCUUGGGCAAGACAUAGUCGCCUUUUACUUGCAAAUUGAGCAAACGGAAGUCAUGGCUGUUGAAGAUCAAGUGCUGAUUUUAGAGGGCAUUUGUAUAGGUGUGUCAAGUGUGAAAGACCGAGAUUGUCUGCUAACUGUCCUGGACCAAGUGAUGAAGGGAAUCGGCCAACGACUCACUGCUUUGUUUUCGUCAAGCGCUGCUACGGAGCAAGUGGAUAUUGCACUUGAUGAACUCUUACGAUUAAUUUGUCUCUACGAAUAUCUUGAUAGUCCCGACAUUCAAGGCGAAAGACAUCCACUUGUAAUGUUAACGGAGCAAUUGUGGCCACUUUUUAAUCAGAUAUUGACCGUCUAUCGUGGUCACGAUGAACUUGUGGAACGCGUCUGUCGGUGCUACAAGCGCAUUCUUCGCACUUGUGCCCUACAAAUUGCACCACUGUUGCCGCAACUGGUCGAUAACCUACUCAUGUUUUACCAGGCAGAGCCUAAAUCAUCAUACCUUUAUACGGCUAGUAUGGUGCUCAAGUUUACUGCAGACAGCAACUCGACCGAUCUGAAUUCAUUGUUUGCUCGAAUGAUUUAUACCCUUAUUGAAAAGACAACACCUAUUUUUGCUAGCGUGAAUGACAUGGAGGCGCAUCCAGACGUCAUCGAAGAAUUUUUUUACUUGAUGGAACGCGCUAUACGGUGUGUACCGCUAUUACUAGCUGCAUCAGUGCCUAUGUCAUCAAGUGAUCCACAGUGUCCGCUUUUGAUAAAUAUUUUGUCGUGUGCAGUAUCGGCGCUUUCAAUCUCGCACAACGACGCCAACAAGGCAGUGUUGUGCUUUUUAGAGCAAGUCUACGAGCAGUCUGAAGCUAGAAUUAAGCUUUUAUCAUUAUGUGAAUUGAACAUGGCAGUGCACGAAGGAGGUAAGAAAAAGCUGGUAAGUUGUCUUCUUGAGGGCAUCGUGCUUGGCACUAUGUCGCCUUCCCGCGUAGAUGCAGAACACGGAUCAAUUGCUGGACUGUUUGUAUGUCUUGCAACUGCAAAUGGGUCACAGCUUCAACAGUGGAUCACGGAAUGGUUCGAACAGGCUACAGUUGGGACAUUUGCUACUGCUAAGGUGAACUUUCUUACACUAGAUGAGGCGCUUGCGUUUCGCAACGAUUUAUUUAGUUCGGAAAAUGAACGCACAUUUCGACACCAAUUGAGUAACACAAGGUCACGCGUUGUACACCCCAAGUUCAUUCCAUUAGCCCUCUGGUACACGCACUUCAGUUUUGAUGGAAGCAUAAAUGGGCCGCUGCUGAUGAAGGCAAGGAGCUCAGGGUGGGCAGGAAAAAUUCACCGAAAUUUUCCAGUCGAUUACACUCUUGAUGGGUUUCUUGCUAAAGUUGUAAGCUCCCGCCACUCGUAG
Molecule: messenger RNA, 3186 nt
Organism: Plasmopara halstedii
Lineage: Eukaryota; Oomycota; Peronosporomycetes; Peronosporales; Peronosporaceae
Exons: 3
Coding region: 1-3186 (1061 amino acids)
Biological process (GO): protein import into nucleus
Cellular component (GO): nuclear membrane; cytoplasm
Source: RefSeq, a predicted model, not a curated record